AUGGGUAUAAACCCUACACCUCUUCCGCAGCUGGGUUGGGCUUCAUUGGUAACAGAUUUGCCCUCUCGUUCUCCUAGCCUUGACGUGAUUUCUUUCUCUCCUUAUCCCAGUCGCAAUUUCUUCCACAACUCCUACCACCACCGACAUCUAUGUUGGUUCCUCUCACCUCCGACCAACGCCUUGGUCGUCUCACCUAAGCUCCGGUCUCCUUCCAGCAAUGUUGUCCUCGUCUUCAUAUCAUCUACUUUGGAGCUGUAUAUGAUUUUACGUACAAGUUUGAAGCAUCAAAGUGUAAUGUUUUGGUUCUGAUGGUGAAAGGGAAUCCUCAAAGAGACAAACAGUUUCAUCAUAUUUUCCUAGAUUGAAGAUCACUUGGUCAUCAGCAAGAAGUUUCAUCAUAUUUUCCUAGAUUCUGGUUCAAUAAUGCUCGUAAUAUCACAAUUCAUUUAUUAACUAUGGAACUAUGGCAUCAAACUUGAAAAUCUGAGAUUUGCGAUUAAAUAAAAUAUGUAAUCGGUCGA
Messenger RNA from Lactuca virosa, 521 nucleotides. The record is from the annotation of a GenBank genome assembly. NCBI's taxonomy places the organism in Eukaryota, Viridiplantae, Streptophyta, Magnoliopsida, Asterales, Asteraceae.